AUGUGGCCGGCCGGUGACGUGCUCCACCACUCCAGCUCGUCGCCCGUUUGAUUAUAUAAAGAAACCAGGCCGGCUGUUCAAGUCCACCGCCCAGCGCACAAGCACAGCGAGCAAGCAAGUGCUCGAUCGAAGCUUAGCUACGCCCACGAGACGCCCGCCACUGCGCCACACAUCGCUCUGAUCCAUGGCCUCCGCCGCGAGAUCCUGCGCCGUCGCCCACUUCACCGCCGACGAGGCGGCCCCGCCUGAGACCCUCCACGUCAUGCGCCUGCAGCGGCUGCGGCUCUGCCGCGCGGCCGCGGGCUGCCUGGACCCCAUCGCCGAGGAGGAGGACUCCGACGCCGACGACGCCCAAGUCCCCGCCGGCUCGCCCAGCGCCCACAGCAGCAGCAGGAGGAGAGCGGCCGUUGACCUUGCCCGCUGCCUUCGGUAGGCCUGGUCUCAAAGCUAGGUGGAUUAAUUAGACACGCGGAGUAGUUGAUUAGUAGCUACAGACCAGGGAUCCCAUCUCCUUUGUACGUAGGUACUAGCAUAUAUGUACUCUCGUCCAGUUCAUCGAUGUAAUGAAUUCCUGCGAGUUAGAGCA
Messenger RNA from Aegilops tauschii subsp. strangulata, 586 nucleotides. The record is from RefSeq and is a predicted model, not a curated record. NCBI's taxonomy places the organism in Eukaryota, Viridiplantae, Streptophyta, Magnoliopsida, Poales, Poaceae.